Molecule: messenger RNA, 891 nt
Organism: Capronia coronata CBS 617.96
Lineage: Eukaryota; Fungi; Ascomycota; Eurotiomycetes; Chaetothyriales; Herpotrichiellaceae
Exons: 1
Coding region: 1-891 (296 amino acids)
Source: RefSeq, a predicted model, not a curated record
AUGGCGUCCGGAAUUCCCUAUACUCCCAAACCUGCCACCGAUAUCUUCACUCCCUACCAGACCGACAUUGAUCGACGACAAUGCAAACGCAUCGUCCCCAUGAAAGUGCUGGCCCUCGGUCUGGGAAGGACUGGCACAGCUUCGCUGCGCGCCGCCCUGAAAGAGCUAGGGUAUACAGACACAUACCAUAUGAUGUCCGCCAGCGUGGAAAACCCACCUGAUUGCCUCUGCUGGCAGGAUGCCUUUGCCGCCAAGUUCGAAGGCAAGGGGAAAUUCGGGCGUGAAGAAUGGGAUGCGCUGCUCGGCCACUGCCAGGCAGUCUGCGACUGGCCGGCGGUAGCGUUUGCGAAAGAACUGAUCGAGGCAUACCCCGAGGCCAAGAUCAUCAUUACCACGAGAGACGUCGAUUCCUGGCACAAGUCUGUCAUGAAGACUGUCAAUUGGCGCGCCAACGAUCCAGAGCUGAAGGCCGUCUCCAACUUCGACUGGGCGGCAGGCUUGUACUACCCCAUGCUACGCCAAUUCUGGAGGUAUUUCUUCUACGACGAUUUCGAGAACCAGGGCAAGCAAAGAUUCCAAGACUACUACCAAGAGAUCCGAGAACUUGUGCCGGCCGGACAGCUUCUGGAAUACCGAGUCAGCUCAGGCUGGAGACCUCUCUGCGACUUCCUCGGCGACCCCGUUCCCGACAAGGAAUUCCCGCGAUCCAACGAUGCCGACUUCUUUGUGCAACGGUGCCGGACCCAGAACCGCAAGCAAAUGAUGAACGUCAUCUUCCGUGCAUUGGUGGUGGGAGUUCCAGUUGUCGCUACGGCGCUGUCCGCCACAUUCGCAUACACCCACUACCUGCCGAAAUUUGCGCACACCGCGAUCUGGCAGACAACGUCCUAA